Messenger RNA from Psylliodes chrysocephalus, 8202 nucleotides. The record is from the annotation of a GenBank genome assembly. Lineage: Eukaryota; Metazoa; Arthropoda; Insecta; Coleoptera; Chrysomelidae.
CCGCGAACCGCGUGCGCGCUCGGCACAUUUUGUACACAAGACUCGGCACUCGGCACAUUGAAGGUCGCAACUCGCAACGUCUACGGAUCCUGCCUUAGCGAUAAAUUUUCGUCUACCUAUCUCUUCUCGAUAUAAAUUUAUUCAACCAAAUUUUCAUGUAAAAGUGGACAUCGGUAGUGAAACUGACCUGACAUUAUCGUUUUUCUAAAAACUUUCGAUAAAUACCCUCGUUCGCUCAGUUUUCAUUUUUUUUUUAAAUAAAACUCUUAUCUGGAAAAACAGUGAAAAGAAAAAUUGUGUACGUUUCUAAUUGGCAGUGGUUUCUAUUUUACUUUGGUUAGAGAAAUUAAAUGGCUGAAUCGUGGCAGGCUCCUCCUAAGCAGGGCCUGUACGACCCGCAGUUCGAAAGAGAAGCGUGUGGUGUCGGCUUCAUAGCUGCUAUUGAUGGCAAACGUCAACAUAAGAUCAUCCUUGAUGCCCACAGAUUGGCCAUAUCUAUGAACCAUCGCGGCGCAUGCGCUUGUGACAAUGAUACAGGAGAUGGAGCAGGUGUACUUACUGCUAUUCCACACGAUUUCUACUAUGCUAAACUUAAGGAUGAACAAAAUAUUCAACUACCGUCUUUUGGCCAGUAUGCUACUGGUAUAUUUUUCCUGGACAAGUUGCACCAUCAGGAAUCUGAGAAGAGAUUUGGAGAGCUGGCAGAGGAACUGGAUGUGUCUGUGUUGGCUUGGCGUACCGUACCAACCAACAAUUCCUCCAUAGGCGCUGUAGCCAAAAAUUCUGAACCAUUCAUGAGGCAGGUAUUUGUUACAUUGAAAAAUCCAGCGGACGAAAUGACGCAAGAUAGAACAUACUUCAUUUUGCGUAAAAGAGCAAGCCAUUUAAUUCCAGCUCCAGGAAAACGAUUUUACAUUUGUUCAAUGAGUCGCCGAACAGUCGUUUAUAAAGGUCAAUUGACAUCUGACCAAUUAUGGGUUUACUUCCCUGAUUUAUUGGACCCAAUGUAUGAUACUUAUUUAGCUUUGGUGCACACCAGGUUCUCUACAAACACUUUUCCCAGUUGGGAAAGAGCCCAUCCUUUAAGAAUGCUUGCUCAUAACGGAGAAAUCAACACAUUAAGAGGAAAUGUUAACCUGAUGAAAGCCAGAGAAGGUGUGAUGAAAAAUGAAGAUUUAGGCGAUAAACUAAAAACGUUGUAUCCAGUGGUUGAACCAAAUCUGUCUGAUUCAGGAUCGGCCGAUUGUGUACUGGAAUUUUUAGUACACGCUGGAAAUAGAACAUUACCUGAGGCUGUAAUGACGAUGGUACCAGAAGCUUGGCAGAACGAUCCUACGAUGCCAGAGGACAAACGCGACUACUACCAUUGGGCGGCUUGUACAAUGGAGCCUUGGGAUGGACCAGCGUUGAUAUCCUUCACUGAUGGUAGACUUAUAGGUGCCAUUUUGGACCGUAACGGACUUAGACCUUCUAGAUUCUAUGUUACUAAAGAUAAUAUUCUUAUUAUGGCGAGCGAGGUUGGUGUAUAUGACGUAGAUCCCUCCCAAGUUAUACUGAAGAGUCGUUUGAAACCAGGAAGAAUGUUACUGGUAGAUACUCAAGAAAAAACUGUCAUUCAAGAUGUAACGCUGAAGCAAGAUAUUGCAAAAUCUAGACCUCACUCAGUAUGGCUAAAAGAACAGAUUUCCAUGGAGGAACUUAGAAAGGCUCAUUUAGAGGCUGGCGGAACUACCAAACCUAAAUACGAAACCAGUGGUUUAGGAGACAAGAGAUUACCAUUGUAUGGAUAUUCAAUUGAGACUGUACAUAUGUUGCUUUUACCAAUGAUCAACAACAAAAAAGAGGCACUCGGCAGUAUGGGAAACGACGUACCUCUUGCUUGUCUAUCUAAUUUUUCACCGCUGCUUUAUGAAUAUUUCAAACAGCUAUUCGCUCAAGUUACCAACCCACCGAUUGAUCCCUUCAGAGAAAAGAAUGUCAUGUCUCUACAAUGCCCCAUUGGACCCGAGGAUAAUAUAUUGCAGCCCAGCGCAAAACAGGUGCACAGACUAUGGUUGAGAAAUCCAAUCAUUUCCAUCUCAGAUUUGGAAGUUUUAAAACAAACUACUCACAGAAACUGGAGCGCACACGUUAUAGAUACUACUUUACCUGUGGACGAGGGCGUACCAGGGUUUUUGAAAAAAUUACAGAGCAUUUGCGAAGAAGCUAAUGAAGCUUCCAAAAAACAUGAAAUAAUAGUUUUGUCUGAUAGGCGAGGCGGUAAAGAUAGAGUUCCUAUUAGUAGUUUACUGGUUUUAGGCGCUACCCAUCACUACAUGAUCGAGUCGCGUUCCCGAAUGAAAGUAGCCUUAGUAGUAGAAACGGCCGAAGCUAGAGAAGUGCAUCAUAUUUGCGUCCUGCUCGGAUACGGCGCAGAUGCUAUUUGCCCAUAUCUAGCCUUAGAAUUGGCUUCUAGCCUUCGCGACCAAGGCAUCCUCGACACCAAUUUAACUGACGAAAUAAUUUUCCAAAACUACGCCCAAGCGAUGUCUACUGGCAUCAGCAAAGUUAUGGCAAAAAUGGGAAUAUCGACAUUACAGUCCUAUAAAGGCGCGCAAAUUUUUGAAGCCGUUGGACUGGCUGAAGAUGUGGUAGAUAAAGCUUUUAAAGGCACUCCUUCGAGAUUGGGAGGCGUUAAUUUAGAGUUACUUGCAGCUGAAGCGUUCGAGAGACAUCAAAAUGCUUACAAAGUUAGUCCUGAUGCUCUAAUUAUCAGAGAUGCUGGAAAUUAUCAUUGGAGAGCUGGUGGAGAAAAGCAUUUGAACGAACCUGCCAGUAUUGCUGCCCUCCAGGAAGCUGCUGUUAACAAGAAUAAAACUGCUUAUGAUAAAUUCAGGGAAUCCAACAUGGAGUCGGUAAGGAAUUGUAUGUUACGAGGACGAUUGACUUUAAGAACCUUAGACCAACCUUUAUCAUUGGAUGAAGUAGAACCCGCCUCCGAAAUUGUAAAAAGAUUCGCAACGGGAGCCAUGAGUUUCGGCUCAAUUAGUCUGGAAUCGCAUCAGACUCUCGCCGUAGCCAUGAACAAAGUUGGUGGGAAAAGUAACACUGGAGAAGGUGGAGAAGAUGCUGAUAGAUAUUUGGACAAAGAGAAAAGAUCGGCUAUCAAGCAAGUAGCCUCUGGUCGCUUCGGUGUCACUUCAUCAUACUUGGCACAUGCCGAUGAUUUGCAAAUCAAGAUGGCUCAAGGGGCGAAACCGGGAGAAGGAGGCGAACUGCCUGGUUAUAAAGUAUCUAAAGAAAUCGCCAAAACCAGACAUUCAGUACCAGGUGUAGGUCUAAUAUCACCACCUCCUCAUCACGACAUCUACUCCAUCGAAGAUUUAGCGGAACUUAUCUACGAUUUAAAGUGCGCUAACCCCGUCGCGCGUAUUUCAGUUAAACUCGUUUCGGAAGUAGGCGUAGGAGUUGUGGCCUCCGGUGUUGCUAAAGGCAAAGCCGAACACAUCGUAGUAUCUGGUCAUGAUGGUGGUACUGGAGCCAGUUCUUGGACCGGAAUCAAGAGCGCCGGGCUGCCAUGGGAGCUGGGUGUCGCCGAGACUCAUCAAGUUCUGGUACUGAACGAUUUGAGGUCCAGAAUUGUCCUUCAGGCUGACGGAAACAUAAGAACUGGAUUCGAUGUAGUAGUUGCAGCUUUGCUCGGUGCCGAUGAGAUUGGAUUCAGUACUGCUCCUCUAAUAGUUAUGGGUUGUACUAUGAUGAGAAAGUGUCAUUUAAAUACUUGUCCCGUUGGAAUUGCCACCCAGGACCCUGUGCUAAGAAAGAAGUUCACCGGCCAACCAGAACACGUCGUCAACUAUCUAUUUAUGCUUGCCGAAGAAGUAAGAGAGCACAUGGCUAACCUUGGAGUACGUACUUAUCAAGAACUAGUAGGUCGUACAGAUUUACUCAAGGAAUUAGAAACCGGUAGCAGAAAAGCUAAGUCGCUUAAUUUGAAUCUUAUACUACAAAAUGCUCUUCACAUGAGACCUGGAGUUAAUAUUAAAGGAGGAUCCAUAUCUCCUGAUUUCCAACUUGAACUAAGGUUGGAUAAUGUGGUGUUAGAAAAAGCUAAGCCAGUUAUCGAUGGUGUCCAAAAGUCAGUUGACAUUGAUUUGAAAAUUCACAAUGAAGCUAGAGCCUUUGGUUCCACUUUGAGCUACCAUAUAUCGUGUAAAUACAAUGAAGAAGGAUUACCUGAUGGCAGCCAAAUCAACAUCAAGCUCGCCGGAUCUGCUGGUCAAAGUUUCUGUGCCUUUUUAGCUAAAGGUGUCAAUGUAACAUUAGAAGGAGAUGCCAACGACUAUGUAGGGAAAGGUCUCUCCGGCGGUAACAUCGUAAUCUACCCUCCAAAAACUUCUCCAUUCGAAUCUCACCUAAACGUCAUUGUUGGGAAUGUGUGCUUAUACGGAGCGACAUCUGGUAAAGCUUUUAUGAGAGGUAUCGCUUCAGAACGUUUUGCUGUUAGAAAUUCUGGAGCUAUUGCUGUAGUAGAAGGAGUUGGUGACCAUGGUUGUGAAUAUAUGACUGGUGGAAUAGUAGUGAUUUUAGGUCUCACUGGUAGAAAUUUUGCUGCUGGGAUGUCGGGUGGUAUCGCUUACGUAUGGGACAUCGACGGAAAGUUCUCCAUGAAAUGCAACAUGGAAAUGGUAGAACUUUGUAAAUUAGAAGACAAAGAAGACGUGGAGCUAGUUAAAUCUUUGCUAAAAGAAUUCCAGGAGCUCACUGGAAGUCUAGUUGCCGAAACGCUCUUAAAUGAGUUCGACACUCGUAGACGAGAAUUCGUAAAAGUAUUUCCAUACGAAUAUCAAAGAGCACUUAAACAACAAAAAGUUCCCGAAACACCAGUCGUUCAAAACCAACCUGCUGAACCGACGAUUCAGGACAUCGAGGAUACUGUUGGAGAUGCCACUCAAGAAAUCAAAAAGGCUGAAAGGGCUCUAGAUAAGACAAGAGGUUUUAUGAAAUAUCAGAGAGAAAUGGCCCCAUAUCGUCCAGCAGAUAAACGAAUGAAGGACUGGGAUGAAAUUUACAAUUUCCCUCACGUACGCAAAGGUUUGCGAGUUCAAGCAGCGAGAUGUAUGGAGUGCGGUGUUCCAUUCUGUCAAUCCAACUCGCACGGUUGUCCGUUGGGUAACAUAAUACCAAAGUGGAACCUGCUGAUUUUCCAAAACCAAUGGAGGCAAGCAUUAUAUCAUCUUUUGCAGACCAACAACUUUCCAGAAUUCACUGGAAGGGUUUGCCCGGCACCGUGCGAAGCCGCAUGCGUAUUAGGCAUCUCCGAACCGAGUGUAACAAUAAAAAACAUCGAAUGUGCCAUCAUCGACCACGCAUUUGAAAACGGUUGGAUUGUUCCACAAAUACCCGAUAAACGUACGGGCAAACGAGUCGCCGUAGUCGGGUCAGGUCCGGCUGGAUUGGCGUGUGCGAACCAGUUAAACAAAGCCGGCCAUCUCGUAACCGUUUUCGAAAGAAACGACAGGAUUGGAGGACUACUUCAGUAUGGAAUUCCCACGAUGAAGCUGAGCAAACAAGUCGUACAAAGGAGGGUCGAUCUGUUAGCAGCCGAGGGAAUCGAUUUUAAGACGAACGUUAACGUAGGAAAAGAUAUUUCUGCAAAAGAGUUAAGUGACGAAUACGACGCUGUUGUACUUACGACUGGGGCUACGUGGCCCAGAGAUAUACCACUGCCAGGCCGCCAACUUAAUGGCAUCCACUUCGCUAUGGAGUUUUUGGAGGGUUGGCAAAAGAAGCAGUUGGGGGCUAAUUUGGAGGGCCCUUAUGCCAAAGAUAAAAAUGUGAUAAUAAUAGGCGGCGGUGAUACAGGCUGUGAUUGCAUAGCAACUUCUCUGAGACAAGGUGCUGCUUCAAUAACCACUUUCGAAAUUUUACCAGAACCUGGACCAAAAAGACCAAACGACAAUCCAUGGCCGCAAUGGCCUCGAGUAUUUAGGGUCGAUUAUGGACACGAUGAGGUUAAAGUGCGCUUUGGUUCCGAUCCAAGGGUAUUCAGUAUCAUGACUCAAGAAUUCUUAGAUGAUGGCAAAGGGCAUGUCAGCGGUGUUAAAACCGUCAAUGUUGAAUGGGUCAAAGACGACACCGGCCGUUGGGUGAUGAAUCAAGUACCGGGUACCGAAAAAGUCUUCAAAGCUGAUUUAGUUCUACUCGCUAUGGGUUUCUUGGGUCCAGAAAGGGCUAUCGGAGAUCAGCUGGAACUUACAUUGGAUCCUAGAUCGAACUUUAGUACAAAGGAUUAUAAAACCAAUGUAGAAAACGUAUUUGCUGCAGGAGAUUGUCGAAGAGGACAGUCACUUGUAGUUUGGGCGAUUUCCGAAGGUAGACAAGCAGCUAGAGCCGUAGACGAGUUUCUUAUUAAGGAGAGAUCGCUUCUGCCGGGUCCAGGUGGUAUUAUUCAACCAUCCUUCCAGUCAGUACCUUGUCCAGUUUAAAUUCAUAUUGAAUUUAAAUGUAGAUGUUUUUAAAUGUUUUAAUUUUGUAUUGUAUUUUGAAAUCCAAAUAUUUCAAAAGUAUUUUAAUACUAAUUUGGAUUCUACACAAAAGAUUAACAUUCUUUUAUUAUUGCAUAUUCAGUUUCCAGGUAUGUCGCUGAAAACGUGACAUUAUUGUAAUUAGCAAUUUUACAGAUGUUUCAUUUGAAACUUUUUUAAAUUAUGUAAAAACGUUAAAGUUUCGUUAAUUUUAAGCACAUAUUAAGUUUAUUUUGUCCCAAUACCAAAAAUAAAUGUAUAUUUAUUUUAUUGAUUAAAUAAUAUGCGUAUAUUAAAAAUAAUAGUGUAAAAAAUACAUUUUUAUUUAUUUUUAUAUAAUUUUUUACGUGAUAAACCUGGAUUCAUUACUCAACUUGUUUUUAAUUAUAAAUGUAAGAAAACUAUAAAAAAUCAUCGUUUUAAUAUCUUGAAUUUAAAUAUAUACUGGAAAAUUUAAUAAAUAUGAAUGUAAAAAUACUGAAAAAAAUAUUAAUUUAGCUAAGAGGAUUUAUACCUUUCUCCGUCCAAACAAUUGACAUAUUUCAGAAAUGUUUCUGUGAUAAAAAUAAAAAGUUAGGAGAAUAAGAUUUUUACAAAUGUUUUUAAGUGUGUAAAAUUUUCUUUAAAUCCUUUGAACUCUCAUUCUAUGUCACUUAUCUUUGGGUUUUCAUUCAUUUUUCAAAAAAUGACUAGAGAAAGGUAUGUGCUCUCUUAAAGUAAUUAAUAUUUUAUUACAAUAUUAAAAAAUGAUUAUUUAACUUAAUUUUUAUUAAAUAAAAAAUAAUACAAAUCUAUUUAAUAUCAUUGUAUUAAUUAUUAUAUUGUUCUUAAAAAGCAUAAAAACAUAAUAGCCUUAGUUACAAAAGACAAUAACUUUUCAAAAUGUGAUUAUGUAGAUUCGUGUAUACCUAGUAGCAUAAUAAUUAUUGCUAUCUUUUAUUUCUAGCUAUGAAAAGUCAGCAACAAUAAAAAUAUAGAGAUAUAAAACGAAUCGUUUAUAAAACAUAUCGACAAUUUCUCACAUUUGAACUACAGUCUGUUCGCUAUACUUACGCGGGCUUCGGAUUAAAAAUUUUAUGAGUAUUUUCAGGCAAGUACCCGAAAGUUUGACCUGCUCUUUGGGGAAAUAUCAACUGUUUAAAUGAAAUGAAGAUAAUGUACAACUUUUUAAUUAAAUAAUAAUGGAGAAUGUUUUGUAUAAUUGAGAGCAGAAUUAAACCUUCACACAGAAAAUAUGGUCUAUGUAUAUUAAGAGGGUUAUUUAGCUCAAAUAAAAUAUUUUCUAACAUACACAUUUGUUCCAUGUAGAGAAUUUCAAAUGAAAAAUAAAAAAAUUGAACUUGCCAACAAGAAUGAAAAUCAGUCAUAAUCGUCACUGUCAUCACCAUUGUUAUUAUGAUUGGACUUAUUUCGUUAUUUUAUCUUCACAAGUCCAACAAUCUUCUAUUAGUUUCUCGCACUUGGAUAUACAGUUCCGCCACACUUCUAGAGUUGCAAUUGAAAGUGCUUUUCGCCAAGUUUGCCGAACUGCGUCGUCACUAUAACCAUUAGGCCCAAUAUGGUUAUCAUAAUAUUGUUUUGCUAUUCCCCAUAUAUUAAUGGGAUUAAACUGGCAAUGAUACGGUGGCAGACGUAAAACUUGAUGACUGUAACUUUCAAUAAUCUGAUCCACAACAAAGGUUUUUGGUUUUGCGUG